AUGGAUAUACCGCUUUACAUUAUGGAUGCUUUUACUACUUUACCUUUUAAAGGUAAUCCGGCAGCUGUAUGCCUUAUAAAAGCGCCAUUGUCAGAGGAGUUAUACCAAAAAAUCGCAGCAGAGAUGAACUUGCCUGAAACAGCCUUUGUCAUUUGCAAAGAUACAUCUGACGACUUUGUCACAGCGUCGCGUUUUUCUUUGCGUUGGUUCACUCCGACAAAUGAGGUAAGCCUGUGUGGACAUGCCACCCUUGCUUCAUCAGCUGUACUCUUUUAUCACAAAAGUAACAUCAACGAGAUGAUAGUAUUCGAAACGAUGAGUGGAGAGCUGUGCAACCACCUGCGUGGAGACCGCAUAGUCAUGGACUUCCCCAUAUAUUCAACUGCGCCCCAGGAACCACAGGAGAUUUCAGAACUAAUUAAAGCUGUUGUGGGAGACCUACCACUGGACGAUGUGCAAUACAGUGAAAGCAGUAAGACACUCAUACUCAGACUGGCGGACAAACUUGAAAUAUCAUCUUUGGCCUCACUAAAACCGGACCCAGAGGAGAUGCUGAGGUGUGAACGCACUGGCAGGAUAAGAGGGGUGUCGGUGACUAUUAGAGGAACGCCUGACGUCCCUCCGGGAUACGACUUCUAUUCCAGGUUCUUUACACCGUGGAAUGGCAUCGCGGAGGACCCAGUAACUGGAUCAGCUCAUUCCAUCCUUGCAAAAUAUUGGUCAGACAGACUGGAGAAACAGCGGUUAAUUGCCUACCAGAGCUCUGCCAGAGGAGGAGAGAUGGAGUUGGAGGUGAAGGACCACCGUUUGAUGAUUGCCGGCCGUGCCGUGUUCAUCCUCGAGGGCAUGAUGUCCCUCUAGGCCUUUGGACACCGACUGAUGAGGCAUUGAGAUACCAGGCCUGUUGUUCCUGUUGGUGACCGCAUCGACGCAGGACAUCACACUGAAUGACGCUUUUAGUUCAUGAAAGUCCUUGUGCACAGGCCUUCAGUACUACAGGGGCAGGUGUAAGGCAGGAAAGCAUGAUCAAUGAUGAACAUUUAGAAAACACAUCUCACUGAAUACUGUACUAUUUUCUUUGUUUAUUUCUUAGAGCGAGGUGUCUUCUGAACUUUCAUCAUUGACGCUUUUAGUUCAUUGACGUUUUUUGUUAGCCUGCUGUUUCUUUCAGCUGUUUUGUGGUCACUGUUUUAAUCUAUAUGAAGUGAUGGCCCACUUGGAAUACUCCCAUCGUCAUUGUGACGGUACCAUGCUCAGGGUACCUCAGUCAUGGAGGAGGAUGGAGGAGAACACUGGUUAGUCAGUGCCCCUACCAACCUGGUGGGUCGGAAGUCACACCGAUAACUUUCAGGCUACAAUUCUGACACGCCAACUGCUUACCCAUGACUGCCCAUAUUCUAUAUUAUUCCAAAUAUGUCAGUAUCAGUACAGUAGUCUGUAUUGUUUUACCAGAAAACCUAUGUGACACUUUCAAUAUCUCCCAUUUCCCACUAAGCAAGGGGGGGUGUUAUAAGUGGUCUGGAAAAGGUCGGUCUUGAGAUGAUGUUUGAAAGAUGACAGUGAGUCAGACUCACGGAUGACCUGGGGAAGGGUGUUCCAGAGGGUGGGGGCAGCGAUGGAAAAGGCUCUGUCCCCAAGGGUGCGGUAUUUGGUGUUGAUGGUGGGGAUGAGGAGCGUAGAUGGGAAGGAGGAGAGUGGCGGUGUAGGAGAUCAGUGAAAUACCAGGUGUCAAGGUUAUUUAGGGCUUUGUAAGUGAUGAAGAGAAUCUUGAAAUGUAUACGCUGUGGGAGAAGCUUAUGGGAAGCCGGUGAAGUUGACAGAGGAUGGGGGUGAUGUGUUUUCUGGAGGGGGAACGGGUAAGCAGCCAGGCUAGCAGCCGGACGGGUAAGCAGCCGGGCACAGUGUUUGACAUAUUGCAGUUUUUGAAGAAUAUUUGAGGGGAGGCCAUUGCAGUAGUCUAGUCUGGAAGUGAUAGGGGUAGAUUUGUCCAAGGGAAGCAUUUACAUGCUUUUGCAAUUCACAUAUUACUUUAAUACCUUUAUAAAAACGUUGCAUUUCAAGUACCAUUUUACAUCGAAUAAAAUGUUUACUGUUAUGCCAUGUUUUAAGGUUUCUCCAUUACAAACUGAAAGACACUGAUGGACAUUCAUGUUAAGAUCUAAAAUUAUUUAUGGCAAAAAUGUCCAUGGCCUGGCAAAAGUGCCAUUCAUCCCAUGAUGAUUUGUGAUGUCGCGCUCAGUUUUGUUUUUAUUUUUUGGUACGUCAUUCAUGUUUUGUUGUUUUUGUUCUUUGAACACAGUGGUUUUAUGUGCGACUGGCGCAUGAUUCAUCUUGAGCACUAAUAAAAUAUACAUCUAUGUUUGAAAUUGUUUGACAGCACAGUGUCAUUUGUGAUUAACAAAUACAGUAUAUUUUCUUUCA
This is a messenger RNA of Engraulis encrasicolus (European anchovy), 2421 nucleotides long. RefSeq names its product phenazine biosynthesis-like domain-containing protein 1. The record is from RefSeq and is a predicted model, not a curated record. The transcript has 9 exons. Lineage: Eukaryota; Metazoa; Chordata; Actinopteri; Clupeiformes; Engraulidae. Gene Ontology annotation, cellular component: cytoplasm. Gene Ontology annotation, biological process: biosynthetic process. The coding region runs from base 1 to 861 and encodes 286 amino acids. Gene Ontology annotation, molecular function: isomerase activity.